CUCCGGGACAUGUACGAUGGCCAGACUUGGUCCUCAAACCCUAUAUUGAAGAAGAUUCUUGAGGAAUGUCGGGCGUAGGUUGGAUGAUGAAGCUAGCUUUAGCUGGCAAGUACGAGCUGCAGGAAGACCCGCUUACAAUUGACAAUGGGGUGCUACAGGUGGGUAAGCACGAGAAGAUGAUAGGUGGGGUGUACCUGCUGGCAAAUGCACUGCUUCAGGAAGAGACGGUCAGAAAUACAGUACUAGAUCAAGAAGAGGUGGUAGAGCCGGGAGGAGGUGACAAUGUGAUCCACGAGAGGGAGGAUGAUGACUUUGAAGAAGGCUUGAUACCGCUUGGGGCAGCCAUGCCAAGAGGGAGGGGAGGGGCAGGGCCAGUGGAAACCCCUUUGGGGGCAACCCGACAGAGGACACAGAUGAGGACCAGGAGAGAGGACAGACCUCCAGUCUUCCAGGGAGGGAACAUUGAGCUGUUCCUGAUGGAGUUUGAGCGGCAUACGAGAGAGUUUGGAUGGGACAGCACCAGGAUGUUGAGAGAGGUGCGAGGCACAGGCGAGUGGGAGGACCCUAUUGCUAAACUGGUCAGAGAGUCGCUGAGCUGGCAAGACUUUGGACGGAGGAUGGAGGGUUUGCAUCCGUCACCACUGGGAAGGGAUGGACAGCCCAUUCGAUUCGACUUCACUAAUCUGGGGGAGUUCUUAUGGGCUUAUGAUCGAUAUGCAGAUGAGCUCUGUAUCCCAGGAGAGCAGAGAGUGGGGAGCUUCCUGUUGUUUGUAAGACACCAUAUCAAACCCUUCGUACGAUCCAUGGUAGCAUCUGCCAUGAACUGGGGGUGCUGCAAGAAGCCGCUAUGGAACUAUUAUACUCCAGCUCGUCAGGCAAGUGAGAGGAGAGGUGUGAAAAAAAAGAGAAGGGAACCUGAGACAGAGGCAAGGGGAACCUUUGAGCAGGGCACGUCACCAGGGGCUCAGAGGGAGGAAAGGAGGAAGGAACACAAGUCCCACCGACAUGAGAGAGCAGAGGGGUCCGAUGGUUCAGACGCACCUCCACAACCUGCUCAGAGGGAGAUGGAUGACCUCAUGCCUGACGCAGAGCCAGACAUCCCUCACGAGCCGCAUACGCAAGAGCUGAGGGAGGAACCGUCUGUUGAUGAAAAGGAGCUGGACAGAGAAGAGAGGGCGGCAAGGGAGCUGAAGAUCAGGACUCAACUCCGAAAGAAGAACCUGGCAGAACUGCAUGAGAGGAUGCAGCAAGGAAAGGCGCCUGAGGAGGUGGAGGACAUAAAAGGAAAGGGUACCUGCACUCAGGAGGAGGACUCUCCUCUGUUCUCAGAGGUCUGGAUGGGCUUCGAUAAGCUGAUGGACGCCACAGGAAGAUCAGGUGGACAACAUCAGGAGAUGGGGGUUAAGUUGGUCUCUACAGACAUGCUCAACCUAAGGAGCGUGAUGAGAGAAGGCUUCGCUGCAGCAAGGACCUCAGAUCAGAAGAUUGGGGACAGGCUGAUAAAGGUGGCACAAAAGGCUUAUGGCCAGAGGGUUAAGGAGACUGAGUGGGAGAAAAGAAUUURAAACCUCGAAGCCAAGUAUACCCAGCAAGCUCCCACAAGAGUGGUGGAUUGGACAGAGGUCCAAAAGUUCGAAAUCAGGGGACAACCUGCAGAGGAGGUCUUCAAGAAGGAAAAGGAAGUAGAGAUGGCGGACCAGCAGGAGGGAGAGGAGAUCCCUCUGAUCGACAAAGAGAUGUUGGAGCAGCCAGGAGUGCUUGUGGAAAAGGGUGCCGAGGUCGGAGAGUUUGAAUGGAGGUUACCUGCUGGCCUGACACUGGGACACGAGCCGGCUGUACCACAGGAGGGACCACCAGUUGAGGCAAUGAGAGUUGGGGAGGUUCCACCUACUAUUCGGAAAGAGGCUGCGGGACAGCAGGAGGGUCACGAAAGUGUGGGCCAGACCAUGGUUGGGACUGAGCAAAGAGUGGACCUGAGGGACUGUCAGGAGUCAACCAUGCUUCAGGAGGUGCCAGUUGCUACAGAUUUGCAAGGUGUACUGGGAUCUUGGGCCACUGGGUCAGGGCCAGAGGGGCGUGUUGGGGAGCUGGGAAUGCCAGCAGAUGACAGAGCAGCCUGCCCAGCUUCCUCAGGGGUCCCACAGCAGGAGGUUACGAGCAAGAUCUCAACAACCCCGUCAUCUGUAGCCUCGCUGGAAGGAGACAAGAUGUCCCAGAAGAAACUUGGCAAGUGCUUUUAUUGCAAGAAGGGCAAACAUCGGUCUGAGGACUGCCCCAAGAGCCUCAAGGACGAGUCAAAUGGAUUGUGUACGAGGGAGUCAUCUGGGGUAUGGAGAGAUAGAAAUGGAAACCUAGUCCCUAAGACUCGUGAUGGGGUAAGGGCGCAGUUGUAUAGGCAACUGCAGGAGGUCAUGAGUGAUCCGGAGUAGGAUUUUCCAAUAAGGUCCAGAAAGAU
Messenger RNA from Chara braunii, 2455 nucleotides. Lineage: Eukaryota; Viridiplantae; Streptophyta; Charophyceae; Charales; Characeae. The record is from the annotation of a GenBank genome assembly.